GCCUCAGAACUGGCCUGAGCUGGCUGUUCUCUCAGGCCUCUGUCCACCCUACCUGUCCCAUUCCCAGGGCUGCUUUUGUCAGUGGCUCCCUGAAUCGUGGUGCCCGAGGGCAAAUGACACACUGGCACCGUGAGGCCCCCCACCCCCACCUCACAGUCCCACUGUGAAGUCAGCGCCUUCCAAUAGUUCCGUCAGAGGUGUGCAGUGGGGCCAGGGCUGGACAUGGCCCCCGGUCCCCAGCCUGCGUCCUGCCUGCGUGGCGGCCCCCUGGGCCUCACAUGUCUGUCUCUUCUGCUCAUCCCUGCUACAGCUGGAACCUACUGUGAAUGCAGCCUUGGCCUCAGCCGCGAGGCCCUCAUCGCCCUCCUUGUGGUGCUGGCGGGCGUCAGUGCCAGCUGCUUCUGUGCCCUUGUCAUCGUGGCAGUUGGUGUCUUGCGGGCCAAGGAUGAAACAUGCCCGAGACUAGUGGACAACAGGUUGGUGGAGAAUUUUGGAGUCCAGGAAAAUCGCAUGGACCUGCACCCGGUAUACGUGGAGUCCCAGCUAAUGGACGCUGACCUGGAGGUCUCCAUGAUGCCACCACUAGAGGAUCAGAGCCUUGUGGUCAUUCCCAUGGAGGCUUCUCCAGAGGAGCCGCCGCCACCCCCGCCCCUACCACCUGAGUAGGGCUGAGGGCAGCUGGGGGAGGGGAAUUAAAGUGUAUUUAGUGGUUGUGCACUGUCCUCCCUGCAGGCUCUC
Molecule: messenger RNA, 738 nt
Organism: Piliocolobus tephrosceles (Ugandan red Colobus)
Lineage: Eukaryota; Metazoa; Chordata; Mammalia; Primates; Cercopithecidae
Gene: TMEM210
Product: transmembrane protein 210
Exons: 4
Coding region: 223-666 (147 amino acids)
Source: RefSeq, a predicted model, not a curated record